CCCUAACGAAGAAGAUAUAAAUAAUACCACUAUGAAAGUCCGAACCAUUUGUUAGUAUUUUACUUUUUUCGACAAUCGACGUGUCAGCUUAGUAAGCUAUAGCAUGAAAGUUUUCAUAAUAGUCCAUUUUGGACUAUUCAUACAUCUAACCACCGCCAGAUUUAUGUCGGAUAACAUAUGUUUAGCAAUGCCAAAUGGGCAGAAGUUACCUGUGACGGGUGAUUGCGGCUCUUACAUAGUUUGCGAAUAUAACACCCAAAGCAUAAGACAUUGUGCCAGCGGAACUUUAUUCGACCCAGUGACCCAUGUAUGCAACUGGGCUAGUAUGGUGCGCUGCGGAGAAACGCCUACCCUUCCACCGACGUGGAUAUCAUCUUCACAGGCACCUAUCGUAACACCGAGACCAAUAACGACUAUUCCACCAGCAACUAAUCCUCCCCCGACUAAUCCUCCACCAACUAACCCUACAACUAAGGCCCCUGUUACAACCAUUCGAACUACUACUACAACACUUGCACCGGUAACCAGCAGCCCACCGAAUAACAACCCAUACCCUCAGUGUGCUAGUGAUGGUUUCUACUUCAUUCCGCAUCCUUCGGCAUGUGAAAGCUACUACAUCUGUGCCUAUGGAAUGCUCAUUCUGCACAGCUGUGGACAGGGUGUCUACUGGAACACGGACACCAAUCAAUGUGAUUUCCCGUAUAACACGAACUGUUCGAAUCUACCCAAUCCUGCCAAACCCGAAACAUCGACUCCCUCGAUAGGAACCACUACAGCAUCCACACUUCCGAAUUGCAGAGGUACCGAAAUUUUCCACCCAAGCAUUGAGCAUUGUGCCAAAUAUUACAUUUGCAUAGGAUCGUCGCCAAUACUGAUGAGCUGCCCAUCAGACUAUCUCUGGAAUCCGGCAAUUUCCCAGUGUGACAGACCGGAAAAUACGCGUUGUGCUACUUCUUUUCACUAAUACUUACUUCCACUUACAACUGUAGGUGAUAGAAUAUAUAUUUAUAUUUAUGUGUAGUAUGCAU
Molecule: messenger RNA, 1028 nt
Organism: Topomyia yanbarensis
Lineage: Eukaryota; Metazoa; Arthropoda; Insecta; Diptera; Culicidae
Product: probable chitinase 10
Exons: 4
Coding region: 104-964 (286 amino acids)
Cellular component (GO): extracellular region
Molecular function (GO): chitin binding
Source: RefSeq, a predicted model, not a curated record